GCGCGGCAUCUCUACUCGUUUUCCUCUUGAUUUAAACUCCCCUUUCAUCUCCUCAUUUUUUUCUCAUCUUCUCUGAUCUCUUCUAUCAAUUAUCUCUCGAUUCAAUAUUCAAUAUUCAAUAUUCAUCAACGUAGCCAUGGAAACCGACGGCGACGCCACCGCAGCGCAGCCCCAAUGCACCUCCGCCAAGAAAUCCAUGACCACCUCCACCUCCUUCCGGCUUCGGAGCCCUAGCCUGAACUCCGUCCGCCUCCGCCGCAUCUUCGACAUGUUCGAUCGCAACAACGACGGCAUGAUCACCGUGGAGGAGCUCAACAAGCCGCUCAACCUCCUCGGCCUCAACACCGAUCUCUCCGAGGUCGACUCCAUGAUCCGAUCCUUCAUCAAGGACGGAAACGACGGCCUCACGUUCGAGGACUUCGAGGCUCUCCACCGCUCCCUCGACAACGUCUUCUUCGGAUCCGACGGCGGAGAAGACGGCGAGGAGGCCAUCUCCAAGGCGCAGGAGGAGACGGAGAUGAAGGAGGCGUUCCGAGUGUUCGAUGAGGACGGCGACGGAUUCAUAUCCGCCAGGGAGCUGCAAACGGUGCUUUCCAAGCUCGGAUUGCUGGAAUCCGGCAAUGAGAUCGAUAGAGUGCAGCAGAUGAUUUCUUCCUACGAUCAGAAUAGCGAUGGCCUCGUCGAUUUCUCGGAGUUCAAGGAUAUGAUGCGCUGUGUCAUCCAAAAGAACUGAUCAUAUCGGAUCGGUUACACGGUACCAACUCAAUAACCAUACAAAUCCAACCAAAACGCCAUUAAUUAAACCUAGAAUUACAUACACUAUAUAUUACUCCGUAUAUUGUUUUUGAAUUAUUCAUUUUUUUUGUAAAAAUUUUGGAUUUAUUUGUUUGAAUUGUUUCUUUUUUUCUUUUCACUGUUUCGUAUAAUUUGGAUAGAUUAAGUGAAAAUACUUGAUGUAUCAUCGCUAUAAAUGCUUUAUACACCAAUUAGGAACCUGAGUUUAUCAUGGCAUUAUAUAAAUAAAUUUAAUAUUAGUUGAGUCA
Molecule: messenger RNA, 1043 nt
Organism: Ipomoea triloba (trilobed morning glory)
Lineage: Eukaryota; Viridiplantae; Streptophyta; Magnoliopsida; Solanales; Convolvulaceae
Product: calcium-binding protein CML42-like
Exons: 1
Coding region: 137-733 (198 amino acids)
Molecular function (GO): calcium ion binding
Source: RefSeq, a predicted model, not a curated record